GAGAGCUGCUGAGAUUUAACACUUCAGCACCUGCUGCCGUUCGGGAAGCAGCCUUGGAGCUUCGGCUUCUUUUUUUUUCUCCUGCUUUGGGUACCACACAACCGCCACCGUGUCUCGCCAGCGAGCCAAGAUGUCCAAAGUGGCCAAAUACCGGCGACAAGUUAGUGAAGAUCCAGAUAUAGACAAUUUAUUGUCUACUUUGUCUCCAGAGGAGAUGGAGGAGCUGGAAAAGGAGCUGGAUGUGGUGGAUGCGGACGGGAGCAUCCCUGUGGAGCGCAGUCAGACAAACCAAUCGGAAAACUCCUUACCUGGCCCACACAACUGUGACACGGCGCUCAACCAUCACGACAAGGACACCAAGAGGCUCCUGCAGCGGGAGCACUCGAUAGACGAAAGCAGGUUGAACAAGAAUGAGGGAGACAAAAAUCAAGAAGAAAAAGGAAAAGAAUCUCCUUCCAAAGAACUGGCCCAGAAACAAGAUGCUGAAGUGGGGAAAGACUCUAAAAAGGAAGAAGGUGUUGAGAAAACAGACCUGAAAGGUAAAGCUGAGACUGAGACCAAGAGCAAAGAGAACAAAGCUAUGAAUGAUAAAGUAAAGGCCAUGGAAAAAAAGCUGAUGGGGAAGGACAAGAAGGAGGAAGAGAAGGGUUCAGUGUUGAAGAAGGACACAGUGAAGAACAAAAAGGAGGAAGAGAAGAGCUCAGAGUUGAAGAAAGAUGCAGGGGAGGAUAAAAAGGAAGAAGAGAACAGCUCAUGUCUUAAAAAGGAGGAUGCAGGGAAGGAUAAAAAGGAAAAAGAGAAGAUCUCAGCAGCAAAGGAGGAGACAGAGAAGGAAAAAAAGCAAGAAGAAAAGGAUUCAGCAUCAAAGGACACAGGGAAGGACAAAAAGGAGGAGAACAGUUCAGAAUCAAAGAAACAGGCAGAAAAAGACACAAGAGGGGAAGAUAAAAAAGAAAAUGACAAAAAAGAAGAGGAAAAGGCUUCUGCUGUGAAAAAAUCCAAGGCAGAUGAGAAUGAUAAAUCCCAGACAGAAGCAGAAAAGGCAGAAAAGGUGGAGGAGAAACAGGAGGCCAAGGCAGCAGCUGAGAGCAGCCCUUCCAAGUCUUCCUCCAACAGCUCUGCAGAUCAAGCCAAGGAUGAUGAAGCCUCCAGCAUCUUUGACGAGCUCAUCGAGAAGGUGAAGAACAAUGACGCUGAGGUGACCGAGGUCAACGUGAACAACUCCGACUGCAUCAAUAACGAGACCCUGGUGCGCUUCACCGAGGCCCUGGAGUUCAACACUGUGGUCAAGGUGUUUGCCCUGGCAAACACCCGCGCUGAUGACCACGUGGCCUUUGCCAUUGCCAUAAUGCUCAAGUCCAACAAGGUGCUGACAAGCAUCAACAUGGACUCCAACCACAUCACAGGCAAGGGUAUCCUGGCCAUUUUCCGGGCCCUGUUGCAGAACAACACACUGACAGAACUACGUUUCCACAACCAGCGGCACAUCUGUGGGGGGAAAACAGAGAUGGAGAUUGCCAAGCUCCUGAAAGAGAACACCACACUCCUGAAGCUGGGUUACCACUUCGAGCUGGCUGGGCCACGCAUGACUGUCACCAACCUGCUGAGCCGAAACAUGGACAGGCAGAGGCAGAAACGCCUCCAGGAGCAGAAACUGGCACAGGAACGGGGGGAGAAGAAAGACCUCCUGGAGGUGCCCAAGCCUGGAGCAGUGCCGAAGGGGUCCCCCAAGGCAUCCCCGCAGCCAUCCCCCAAGGCUUCCCCCAAAAGCUCUCCCAAGAAAGGAGGGGCACCCACCAUACCACCCCCACCUCCUCCUCCGCUCGCCCCACCACUGAUGAUCAACGAGAACCUGAAGAACUCGCUCUCGCCAGCCACACAGAGGAAGUUGGGAGACCGGGCGCUGCCAGUCCAGGAGAAGAACUCUCGAGACCAGCUCCUGGCAGCCAUUCGCUCCAGCAACCUCAAACAGCUCAAGAAGGUGGAGUUGCCGAAGCUGCUGCAGUAGGGAGCAGGAGGAUUUUUCCCCUGCAGCCCAUGGCAGACCCCCAGACACUCACCUUUCUCGUGACAAGCCCUUUGGAACCUGCAGUGACCGACGCCAAGGAGCAGGGAUCUCUCUGGGACACGGAGGAUGGGCCGGGCCCAGCAGGAUAUGAUGAAGGAGGUUGUAUUUAUUUUUUGAUGGUUGUGAAGCCUUCAAGCUCACUCUUCUACCAGCACUGUGCCCCACCGGAGAUGCCAAGAAUAGAGCAGGGGUCUGCAGAGCUGAUCCUUAUGGAAAUCCCCCAUCAGAGCAUAACAAAGGGGUUUGGCACCCCACUCUAUCCAGGGUCCAGCCUGGGGUGAGCAAGAGUACCCCCAGCCGUGGGGAGGAGCAGGGGACACCCAGACCAUCACCACAUCACCACAAGGUUUCUGGGUGGCCAGCAGAGUUUUGGGAUUCAGGCACAGCAGUGGCUGCAGAGCUGGGGGUUCAGGCUUGAUGUCAGGAGGAAUGGGAGGGUGGGAGAAGGGAGCAGCCAGGGAGAGAGGGGGUAUGGAAGUGGUGGGACACAGGGAGCCAGGCUGGGGCCAGGAGCUCGGGCAUCUUGUACGCACCCACAGUACUGCAGGGGGACCCCCAGGACCCUCAGAGCAUGGAAGCCAAAUCCGCCUCAGAGAGAGCAGGGAAAGCACCAGCUCAAGGGGGGCAGUGGGUUUUGGGGUCAUGUGAUGCCCAUCCUCCUCCCCCCAUCCUUCCUGUCAUGACACCUCGAUUACGAUUUGUAUGACUGUGGCCACUGCAUCAGCAAUA
This is a messenger RNA of Zonotrichia leucophrys gambelii, 2797 nucleotides long. RefSeq names its product leiomodin 1 (gene LMOD1). The record is from RefSeq and is a predicted model, not a curated record. Gene Ontology annotation, cellular component: cytoskeleton; myofibril; striated muscle thin filament. The transcript has 3 exons. NCBI's taxonomy places the organism in Eukaryota, Metazoa, Chordata, Aves, Passeriformes, Passerellidae. Gene Ontology annotation, molecular function: tropomyosin binding; actin binding. Gene Ontology annotation, biological process: muscle contraction; pointed-end actin filament capping; actin filament organization. Bases 131 to 2008 code for a protein of 625 amino acids.